GGUGCUCGGAUGGGUGGAGCGGGAUGAGGCGGGGCCAGGGCCGAAGCCAGCCCAUAAAAGCUUCCCGUGUCUUCUGCAAGCUUCCAGUUGAGCUCGUGUGAAAUUGGAGCUGCGACCCACUGAAAUCGUCUGCGCCUUCAGGAAAAAUGUUCCCACGGCGCGUCACACCGCUUCCGACAGUGCUCCCAACACUGCUCCCGCUGGUAACUCUUGCCGCGCUGAGCCUGUCUGCUCCACUUGCACUUCCUGACAAAAGUGCGGCGCUGCUCGCUCCCCUUGAUGGAAAAGCGACAAGACAAGCGGUGACGUCACUGCCAGCUGCCGCUGAGUCCGGCGACACAUCUAAUUCUCCAGAUGGCGACGACUCCCAAGGACAAGCCCAAGCACAACCAAACAAUGAGGAUCUUUACCGAAUGGACCGUGAAGGUGCAUCUGAUGCUCCGGAUUCAGACUGCUUGGGCAACUUCCAAGAACUUUUACCAAGGGCCCUUUGGAAAAAGCCUAGCCAAACGUAUGGAGCUGCUGAAGGCCCUGCCGUGUCAGUUACAGAAAGCAAAGAGUCUGCUGAAUCUGCAGGUUACAUAAAGUCACACGGGUCCGCAGAGUCAUCAGAGUCUGUGGAUAUACAAGAGUCCGUAGAGUCAUCAGAGUCUCCGGAUAUACAAGAGUCCGCAGAGUCCGCAGAGACAUCAGAGUUCGUGGAUAUACAAGGGUCUGCAGAGUCAUCAGAGUCAGCAGAUCUACAAGAGUCCACAGAGUCAUCAGAGUCUGUGACUAUGCAAAAGUCCACAGAGUCAUCAAAGUCUGUGGCUCUGCAAGAGUCCGCAGAAUCACACAAGUCUGCAGAAUCAGCAGAGUCUGUGGCAUCACUAGAAUCUGCUGAAUCAUCAGAGUCAGCUGAAUCAGCUAAGUCUGCAGAGUCAGCUGAGUCAGCAGAAUCAUUCGAGUCUGCGGAGUCGCCAGAGUCUGCUGAUUCAGCAGAGCCCAAGGACUCACCAGAAUUAACAGAGUCCCGAGAGUUGACGGAAUUGCUCUACUCUGUGAAAUUCUCCCAAUUGGAAAUGGAGUCAAGUUCAGAGGCGGGCAAGGACAGUGAAAAGAAGACGAGCAGUGAUUCUGAGCCAGGGGACACUAUUGACGACGGCGGCAAUGGGCUUGACCCGAUGGCUGCAUUCGGCUUGGAGGACGGAGACGCGAUGGAGGAGGAGGAGAUCAGAGAGGAAGAUGAAACCUCUUCCAAGGAUGACAAGGGAUCUGAUGCAAAUGUUGGCACGGCGGACGCUGAGCUUGGCGUGGACGACAUCAAGGCGGGGAAUAAUGAUCAAGACCCCAAAGAGAGCUCCCAAAUCUUUGACUCCACUGAGGCAACUCUUGUCGAGAAGUCGGACGCGACACCCUCCCACCUCAGGGAGUGACUUUGAGCACCGACUAAGAGGAAGAAAGCAUAAGCGUGGGACUGCCUGGCAUACCUUGACCGUGAUGACUUCCCAUAUGGAUGGCUUGUGUCUUUGAGGCCUUUUCAAGUGUUCCGAAUGAACAUGUACAUACGCGUCUAUCGUGUCGCGAUCGUAGUCAAUAUUGGCCAAUAAAGUUGGAAUAGUCACG
This is a messenger RNA of Syngnathus acus (greater pipefish), 1605 nucleotides long. Its product is annotated as dentin sialophosphoprotein-like. Bases 147 to 1415 code for a protein of 422 amino acids. The record is from RefSeq and is a predicted model, not a curated record. Lineage: Eukaryota; Metazoa; Chordata; Actinopteri; Syngnathiformes; Syngnathidae. The transcript has 16 exons.